Vitrella brassicaformis is the source of this 601-nucleotide messenger RNA. Lineage: Eukaryota; Vitrellaceae. The record is from the annotation of a GenBank genome assembly.
GGAGUCUCGGUCUUCCGCGGCCCCCUCGUGAAGGACACCAGGACACAUCGCAACAAUGGCGCUACUUCGCCAGAUAUUGGGCUUUGCACUGGCAGCUGUUGUUCUCGCUGCUUUCCUCGCAGCUCAAACCGACGCGAACAUGGUACGCAUCUUUCCUCUGCCCAGGCGUUCUGCCAUCCGCGAAGAUACCUUGUUUGUAUCAUUGCAGAUCAAAGACAAGCCCAAUGUAGCCUAUAUGUCCUUCUUGGCAAGAGACAUCACCAGUAGGCCAGACAACAAAUUGAAGCUCAAUCGUUGGAGUGCUUCUGCGUGUGCUCGACAGAGAAGGCAGUCGGUCCAUCGUCGGUCAACAAAUCGUCGUCGAUCCCUCACCCAUCGUCGCCCGAGAGCACCACCCAAGGCCAGAGCACCAGGAGCCACGCCAAGACGGUGGCCGUUGAGGCUGAUGGGAGACGUCGCGUCAUCCAUCCGAUCGAGUGUGUGGAUAGGCGGCAGUGUGCACGAGACAGAGACAGACAUGGUCAUGUGCACUUGGGAACGGACUCUACAUUUCGUUCAAGGGCUUGGUUGUGUGUCGACCGAUAUCAGAACACAGUGUUAA